Messenger RNA from Nakaseomyces glabratus, 651 nucleotides. It is a transcript of the gene KEI1, whose product is annotated as Kei1p. Gene Ontology annotation, molecular function: inositol phosphoceramide synthase regulator activity. The record is from RefSeq and is a predicted model, not a curated record. Gene Ontology annotation, cellular component: Golgi membrane; inositol phosphoceramide synthase complex. Gene Ontology annotation, biological process: inositol phosphoceramide metabolic process. NCBI's taxonomy places the organism in Eukaryota, Fungi, Ascomycota, Saccharomycetes, Saccharomycetales, Saccharomycetaceae.
AUGAGACUGAAUAAAAUCUCUUUUCCAAAGUCGUUCUUUGGAUUUCUACCACUUUACCUUGGUGUUGAGAUUGUGCUUGGUAUCACAAUAUUGAAUAAAUGCAGUGGUGCGUAUGGUAUUCUUGCUCUAUUUACGGGGCAUCCGCUGGAUUACAUGCAGUGGAUCUCGUACCUGUGGUCGGUGUUUACCUUAAUAGUGUUUUCGCAGGGCUUGUUCAUGAUCCACAAGCCAAAACUUAUAGUAUUUUCCCAGAUUUUGGUUUACUUCACCGCAGACACUGUGCUGACCUGUUUCUUUACACUAUGGUUCUCUGCCCAGUGGUUCCAAAGCGCUAACGAGGAGAAACACGAAACGUCUGCUCCUGUUGGUGUCAGCCAGAAUUACAGGAGAAGCACCGACCUUGCGAGCCAAGGUGCCUCGGAAAGGUAUGAGUACACUGUCACAAUGCUGUUCACACUGGUGACGUUGAUGUUCCGUAUGUACUUCAACUUCAUCCUGGCAUCCUUUGUCCAGGAACUACUGCGCCAUCCAAAAUACAUGGUUGACCAGGACGAUGUCGAACAGGACCUCAAGAACAAGUCUGCAAUUAAGAGAUGGUGGAUAAAAUCCCAGAAAUUUUGCUACAAACUGUGCAGACAUACUCUCCAGUAA